Molecule: messenger RNA, 1963 nt
Organism: Melitaea cinxia (Glanville fritillary)
Lineage: Eukaryota; Metazoa; Arthropoda; Insecta; Lepidoptera; Nymphalidae
Exons: 3
Coding region: 325-1860 (511 amino acids)
Source: RefSeq, a predicted model, not a curated record
UCACUCGUGUGCGCGCUGCUAUAAACACUCGAACGGCGUGGAGACAGUUUCGUCACGAGUUGGCCUACAUAAUUGUCACCGAGUUGUCACGUCGUAGCAUUUGCGUAUCUUCUAUAUUCUCCUUAAAUAUCCACGAACUUGAUAAGACUGACGAACAGUCACGGUGACAAAAGUAACCAAUGCGCGCUAUCUCUUAUUUAGCAAACUAAUUUUGACACAUAUUUAAAAAUGGAAAUCACAUAGAAAUGUAAAAUUCUUGUCAUGUCCCAGAGAUUCAUUUGUAGCUCAAUAAAAUUUUUGAUGUUACGUUAAGUUUAUAUUUUCAUGAGUGUAAAUGUGAUGGAACCUCAAGUAAAAACUGAUGAAGAAUAUCCCUUACUACGAGUAGAAGCGGGAGCAGGUGACACUAAGACCCGAAAUACUAUUCCACCCGCCAUUAUGACGACGGGCUGGAAUGUUACCUGUACACCGAAGCAGUCAUGGUGUACUCGUUGGCCAGAAUAUGUUUCAGCUUUAUGGAUGACUUUUAUUUUAUUAGCUGUUUCAUUUUUAGUAUUUUAUGCUUUAGGGAUGAGUGCUUAUAGACGACAACCUAUUGUUAUUGUAAGAUCUAAUGAUACAAAUACUAAACAGGGCAGCGAUGUCUUCUAUCAUCAUAUUAUAGCACGAAGUGCAUAUGUACCGUUUACAUUAUUUUCUGAUUAUCUGUCCUUCAUGGCAACACAGUACCCGUUUUUGCGCUUCAAUGUAUAUUUUUUAAUCGACGAUUCAUGGCACACAAAGUAUCCUCACCCUAUAUUUUUAAAUAGGCUAGUACCACAUCUAAGUAAUUCUUUUAAAACGGCUUUUAAUCAAAAUCAUCAAAAAGAUAUACGGGUCUUCCAAAAAAGAUAUCAAAAUGUGAAAAUUAAUGUAAUGUAUUUGAGCAAGUACAUGGCGAUGACACCCUUAAGAUUUAAAUGGAAAAUGAUUCCUCAAAGCUAUUUAUCCUUUUAUGCUAGAAUAUACGAAAUUUGGCAAAAUGGCGGCAUUGGCUUCGAUCUUGUAACGUUUAAUGAUAAUUUUAAUAUUAAUAAGAGAUUAGAUCAAAGGAUUGACACGAUUUUGAAGCAACAUAGCAAUGGUUUUGAUGUAGGCAAGUAUGAAGACGUUUUGGAUUCCUUAGACAAUGAAGAGCAGAAUGAUUUAUUUUCCAUGUUCUUCAAUUUAAUGAAUAACAUCUUAAACGAAACCCGUUUAUUUUUAAAUACAGAUUUUACGGGUAAUGCGACGCCUGUUAAUAAAAACCUUAUAGAAAACACACGUAGAAACAAGCGUGAUAUGGGAUAUAUCGUUCACAACAAUACUAGUAAAAAUUUUACCUUGAAUAAAAACGUUUCUAUACUUAAGAAAAUAGAUCACAAUGACUCUCUUAUAUCAGAUAACUCUAGCACAACUAUUAAAAAUAUUACAGAAAGUUCUUUUAACAAUUCUAUUGAAGAGAUAAAGCAAUAUGAUAUUAAAUUGCCAAAUAUUUCCGGACAUUUGCCGCAAAUUUGGUUUUUUUACGACAUAUCCAACUAUCCUGAUGAUAGUAGUCCGUCUUUUUUGCUGCCAAAAUUAUAUCUUCAGUCAAGUGAAGCAUCGAAAAAUAUUGUAGCAAAUUCGAAGAAAUCUAAUUACCUGUCAUUAAGUCCUGAUGGUCUUUUUAUAGCAGCGUCUUCACGACACCAUCCAUUUCUAGCUCAACUAUUUUCCUCGAGUUGUCAUAGGCUCAGUCCAAAAUACGCUAUAAAAGAUACACUUUUCAGUCAAUGCUCUGGAUUUUUAAGAGACGAUAUUUAUUGUGAAAAUAUUCGAUUAAUUUAUAAUGCUAUUUGAGGUACUUUUAUUUAAUGUUAUUUUAUUGUUGAUUAUGUUUUCGUUUGUAAAUUGUUAUGGAAUUUUGUGUCUUUAAAAUAAAGUUUUCUACUCCACAAUUCAA